This is a messenger RNA of Staurois parvus, 300 nucleotides long. The record is from the annotation of a GenBank genome assembly. NCBI's taxonomy places the organism in Eukaryota, Metazoa, Chordata, Amphibia, Anura, Ranidae.
AAUACUAAAUAUCACAUUAAAAUUAGUACUUCGGGAAACACUUGAAUCUUAAGUAACACAUCAUAGAACAUGUUGCACCCUAAAGCUAUUUAUAACUCUGCCCCAAAUUACAUCACCAAUCCUGUCUCCAAAUAUUACCCAAACCAGGGGCGGACUGACCAUUUGGAAACUCGGGCACUGCCCGAGGGCCCGGGGUCAGUAGGGGGCCCCAUGAGAUGCCCCUGGUAUCUUUUUAUAGGCUUUUUUGAGUUUGGGCAACGACACAGGGGCCCCAUGAUCCCCUAUUGCCCGGGGCCCCAU